GUGGUUAUGUGUCCAACGAGAUAGUCCCAGAAAAUACUUUAAAAACUAUUCCGAAUCCAUCGAGCCAAAGAUCGCGAAGUGAAGUGGUGAAGUGAUCAAGAAGAUGUCUGACAAGUCUGUAAAAACAGCAAUGAGAGCUUAAAAACAUAAAGUUAAAACUUAAAAUUAAAUACAUUAAUAAAUUAAUAUUUGAAAGUGCAAUUAACCCUUUAGCUUAUCGCAGAAAAUUAAAGCCCAAGCAGACCGAGUGCGGGGAACGGGGGCAAUGGGAGAUGGGCGCCAUAGCUGCAGCAGCAACAACAACGGCGCCCUUGUCCAUCCGCCCAGAACAGCGGCCGGGCACGGUGCGGAUGCGUGAUGUUCUCGCCUCGGCCUUUGACAACUGAAAAUGCCAAAAGGUAGCAAAGCAGCAACAGCAACAGCAGUCCCUGCGAAUCGAUAACCGCAGCACACAAAGUGCUGAUCAGCCAAUCAAGGCGAGUAACUAAGCGAUAUAGGGGUACCGUCAAAGCAGGCAGAAAAAAGAAGAGGAGGCGAAUAGAAUCCCGAGCCCCAGGAUGCGGAUGUGGAUGUGGAUGCCGCAGGCUGUGCAGCUGCUGUUUGUGAUGGGCUUGUGGGUGCUGCAAGGUCAGGCGCAAUUGGAAUCAGAAUCAGUGGCAGCCAGAGCAGGGGCAGGGGGAGGAGCCGUAGCAGGAGACGGAGCCGGAGCCGGAGCCACGGGAUCCCCUCGGAACCGCAUCAAGGCGGAAGCGGAUGCCCUGAUGACGGGCGACAGCUUCAACAUUCGCCACGGGCGCUCUCGAACGCAUUUCCUUCAUGGCAGUAGCACAAACAGCAGUGGGGGAGCCACCACACGCCUCCUCCUGGUUACGCCCACCCAGCUGCCAGGGGCUGGUGGGACAUCCCCAGCUCCCGUCACGCAUAAAAUCCGCAAAUUGCACAAGAAGAAAAUCAACGAGAGCAUACGCAAAAGUGUUGACAAAAGUCUGGGCCUUCUCCAUCCGCCGAAGAACCACCGCAGCUUGGCCGAGGCCGAGCAUCUGCAGGGUCGUCCUGCCAGCGAGGACACCGAUGACACGGCUCUCAGCGAGGUCAUGCAGCUGGCGGAUGAGAUUGAGCUGGAGAGUUCAUUCGCCACGGCGGCCCCAACAGGUGAUCCGGAUAUCGGUGUCAAGCAGGAGCGCCAAUUUGUGCGUGAUGAGGCCAAUUACCAGAACGACGACGACGACGACGAAGAUACCAUCGAAGCGGAGGAGGAGGUGGAUGAAGAGGAGGCUCCUGUGUCGACUACCCCAAAACCCAAAAUGGCCAGAACUCGACUGCUGCCAGUGAACGGCACUUGGGAGCGAGUUGGUACCAUAUCUCGAGACUCCUCCUCGGAAUCGGAUUACGAGAAUAAUGGCCUGGACAACGAGGAGGAGGUAGGUGAGCCAUUUGGCAAGUCGCAGCCCCUCAACGAAAGUCUCAGCACCACCGAGUGGAUGGACGAGGGUCAGAGGGAAGUCCACAACGAGCCGGAGGCGGAGGCCAGAUCCCAGGCAGCCAGCAUGGAGGUAAAGCAGAUCAGCUUCGACAGCGACAGUGACUCGGAGUCUGGCCUGGAUACCUCGGAGGUUACCAUGGACGACGGCUAUCCGCCGGACGUGCAAAUCGAUGACAAGACCAAGCAGUUGGUCAUCGGCGAUGUGGAGGGCGAGGAGACGGGCGAGAACAUGGAGUCGAGUCAGAUAACCGCCGAUGUGAUCAACGCCCGGGACAGUAAGAUCGAUCUGGUGUCCAAGUUCCUGCAGUACAUCGAACAGCAGCACCUGAUGGGCUCGAACUGUGUGGCCGGAACCUCUCUGAAUCUGGGCGAGGGCGUGGUCGACCGUUACGCCCAGGACCGGUUCCGGGUGGAGGCAGAGGUGGCCGUCAAUCGUGCCAAUAUGCUGACCAGAAUCUUCAAGACCACCGGCCGCUCCGUGCAGGAGGAUGUCAACCUGCUGCACGCCUCCGUGCUGUCCAUGGUGGAGUUCGACGAUGAUAUAUUCGCGGCCGGAAAUUGCUUCGAUUGGAACGAGCACCCCGCGCAGCCGGGCCUCUUCUGUCCGUUCGCCUACCGCCUGCCGCCGCCGAAUCUGGGAGCGGUCUUCGCCAAGGAUCUGGCCAUGGAGUACCACUAUCUGGGCAACACCUCCGAGUGGUUCUUUCUGGCCCGCAAGAAUGCCGAGAAGGUGAUAGCCCGCAACGAGCAGUAUCUCAAGUCCUUUCAUCUCUACUCGAACCGCACCGAGGAGCGCAUCGAGGACGACACGCUGGCUGUGAAAUAUGAGGACGGCAGAUGGUCAAAACCGUAUUACGACUGCGGCGGUGGCAACAUUUGGAUGCUAACCUACACGGUGCCGUUCUUUGGCUACGAGAACGGCACCUAUCACUUUAAGGGCACAUCUGGCAUCGACAUCGACUUGCGGCGCGUGGACAUCGACCAGUGUCCGCAGCGCCACACGCCGGGCACCAAGCGACCGCUGAACAUCUUCGCUGGCACGGACAAGUGCAAGCAGCGCACCACCAUGUGCGAGGCCAUCAUGGGAUUGGGCUUUCGGCGCGGCUCCUACAAAUGCUUGUGCCGCAAGGGAUUCUACUUCCCCGACAUCGUCUCGCAGCACAAGUUCUUCAACGGCAGCCUGCUGGAGGAGGAGUACGAGAAGCUGAUGCUGGGCAAGAACUCCACGUACAACAGCAACACCGAGUACGAGUGCCUGCCGUGCGCCGAGGGCUGCGACUCCUGCGAGGACUCCUCGCCCUGCAUCGCCGCCCUCAACUGGCCAAUGCGCACCAGCAUCUUGGCGCUGGCCUGCAUCGUGAUUGGCCUCUUGCCCCCGGCAGCCUGGUUCACCUUCCGCUACCAGCAGGUUAAGGUUGUUAGGGCCGCCAGUCCGGCUCUGUUACGGGUGAUCGCCUUGGGUGCAUUCUUCAUUUACUGCACGAACAUAGUAAUGUAUCCCAAUCCGAAUCUUUACACCUGCACCGCUCGCAUUUGGCUGCGCGAGAUUGGAUUCUCGCUAACCUACGGAGCUCUAAUGCUGAAAACCUGGCGGAUAUCUGUGAUAUUCCGAGUUCGUUCAGCGAAGGCUGUGAAAAUCACUGAUGCCGCCCUGCUAAAGAGACUGGGCAUCAUCUGCGGAGCCAUUGGAACCUGCCUGCUGGUCAGGACACUAGUAUCCCCGCCAGACGUGGUCGUGGGACGCACUGCCGACGACCUGAAGGCCUUCCUCUGCAAGACCGACUGGUGGGACUACACCUUCACAUCGAUGGAGGUCCUGUUCCUGGCCUGGGGCGUUCGCCUGUGCAUCAUGGUGCGGAAGGCGCCCUCGGAGUUCAACGAGAGCCGCUUCAUAUCGAUGGCCAUCUACAAUGAGUUCCUGCUGACCUGCUUCCUGAACGUGUCCAUGCUCUUCCUGCAGUCACCAGCCAAUCCGGACUUGCUGUACAUAAUCUUCUUUUGCCAUACUCAGCUGACGGUGACCCUGCUCCUGGCCCUAAUCUUCGGCAGCAAGGUGUACAUCGUGCUGCGUAGCGGCAAAUCGCAUCAGGAGAACAUCGGCCUGGGCAACAAGGCAUCGGGGGCCAAAUUCAAUUUUCGUCCUCAAGUGCGCACCUUUGCCAAUCCCAGCUCGGUAACCACUUCCACGGUCCCAGUGGCGGGCAACACGUCAGCAGAAACAAAGCUGUCCGACCAGGAGGCCCUGGAGGAGAUCCGUCAGCUGAGCAUGCAGCUGCAGCGGAUACAGGAGAUGGCUCCACCGAAGGGCGUGGCUGUGAUGACUAUCUCCAGCCUGUUAGAUGGCCUGAAGACGCCAGGCGGCCUGAUGGUGGUGGCGGCGGCGGCAGGAGCCACUGCCCAUGGCCACUCGGCAGCCACCCGCCAGAGCGCCCUUCCCCUUCUCGCCCUGAACGUGGAGAUGCAAAAGUACAGCCAGCAGAACAACAACUCGAAUGGGAGGAGUGCUAGGACUAGUAUACCCACCAUGGUGCUAGAGACCCCGCCCAGUUCGACGCCCCCGUCAGCGGCCUACGAAGAGCGGGCCAUGAAUACAGAGCUAAGUGGCGAUGAUUUCCGGGAGCAGCUGCUGCGGCGGACGGCCGAUGGCCAUAUCAUCUGCAGUCGCUGCCUGGACGCGUCCAAGGAGCACUACUACUGCUGUCCACCGCGCAGCGCCUGCGAUCAUCUGGGCUCGCCAAAGGACGAGGGCAGCCUGAGCUUCGCCAACAUCAAGCUGGAGUGCAUGUGCUCCCAGUCGGAUGACCUCGACCAGGAUCAGGGCCAGCGCCAGAGGAGGCCCACGGUGCGAACGGCAGCCACCAACACUCCGCCGACCAGCUGCAAACGGGCUCCCAGGAACCUACUGGAGGCCGAGCUCAGCAUUUCGUAUCAAAUUUGUGAUAACUGUAGAAGUAAGUACAAGUUAACUGGCCGCCGGCGGAGUGGCAGUUACUCCCAGGCACAGGCGAAUCCCCAGCUGGGCCAGCAGUCCAGUGUUCAGGUGCAGAUCCAAUCUCGCAGCAGCGAAGUCCUCGACCACACCACCGCUGUUGAGGUUGAGGGCGAGGCGAGGACCAAGGCGGCCCACUCUACGGACGACAUAGUCCUGUACACCAGUUCCAGUGCUGAGAAGAUGGAGGAGAUCGAGGUCCAGGGCCAGUUGGCCGAGCCCGCGGCUGCACCUUCCCUGGGCAAUGUGUCCAACCACUCGAACAAUUCCACCAGCGGCAGUGGAGGGACCACUCGUCCCAAGAGGCCAGACAAGUUGGUCCUGGACCUGAACGAUCGGUCCAAGUACACCAAAGAGGUUUCCGUGUAGAGAGAAUGAGUUUUGGCCAGCAAAGCAAAGGUGUUCGACGGAGGUUAUGAUUUCAAUGGGAUGCUAUUGAUUAUUUAUCCAUCUUUUCUAAGUUCACUUUAACUAUUAACCAAGGGUAAAACUCUGUUUCAGAAACAUAAAAGCCAUGUUGAAGGGUAUGGUUUUGGAGUUAGCUCCUCCAUUCCAACCCGAAGUUGAGAAUCUGUCGAACAGUUUGGGCAUUGUCUGGCGGCAAUCAAAAAUGUUUUAUGCUUAGGCCAGAUUAUCAAAGACUUUAUUAAUUAUAUUUGUACAACUAACUAGAUAACUGAUUGAUUUAGCUAAAUAUAGUGAUUAAGUAAGUGGAGGCUGAAAAACACGCGAUUUCAAUGAAAGUGCUGAAGAGACAGGAGCGAUAUGCGAUUUGCAUUGCUAAGCAAAAUGAUUUGCAACUAUAAUGAGCCCCAGAAUGUUGUGAAUUCAUUGAAUUUGGCAAACAACAAACAAGAAUAACAACAAAUACCAAACAACAGCCGCACGCGCGAAAGUCAACAACACAUUUUGUUGAAAGUCAUGUGUUUUGGGCGGAAUAAUAAUUAAAUUUACAUUCAUGUAUGUAGAUAAUUAAAUCUAAAUUGCUUACUAAUUGAAAACUACAGCGAGUCAUUUCCAAUGAAAAUGAUUUACACACUCACAAUGAUGAUGAUGAUGAUGCUGAUGGUGGUGGGUGGUGGUGAAAUGCAUUUGCUGUUAUAUUUACCAAGCCAUGUUUAAGUGCCGAUCUAUUCAAAAUGCUAGCCCAACCACACACAUACACUUGUAAAAUAGCUAAUGAAAGUUGAUGUGAACUGUAAAAUACACAUAUCUCCUUUAAACUCACACAAUACCUUCCGACUAAAUAUAGUGGAUAACUAAUUGUAGUUACAAUUAAGCAUUAAUUAGCUGUCGUACACUUAGCCGCAAUAUUAUAAAUAUUUCAACACCCCUUUGCCCCCCUUCCCCCCAACAAACAUUACAUUUGCGAAUCUGUGUUGCCGCUUGAACAGAAGGAAAGUAGGGAAAACACACAGUUCGAGAAUCUAUGUACUGUAGUUAAGCGUUGAUGUUAUUGAGUUGGAAAAAUGUGCAUUAAAUGCGUUUGUUUAAAGCAAUCCAAUAAAAGGCGAA
Drosophila eugracilis is the source of this 5987-nucleotide messenger RNA. RefSeq lists its product as uncharacterized. The transcript is spliced from 14 exons. The record is from RefSeq and is a predicted model, not a curated record. Gene Ontology annotation, cellular component: membrane. Gene Ontology annotation, biological process: G protein-coupled receptor signaling pathway. NCBI's taxonomy places the organism in Eukaryota, Metazoa, Arthropoda, Insecta, Diptera, Drosophilidae. Gene Ontology annotation, molecular function: G protein-coupled receptor activity. The coding region runs from base 558 to 4841 and encodes 1427 amino acids.